Klebsormidium nitens is the source of this 495-nucleotide messenger RNA. NCBI's taxonomy places the organism in Eukaryota, Viridiplantae, Streptophyta, Klebsormidiophyceae, Klebsormidiales, Klebsormidiaceae. The record is from the annotation of a GenBank genome assembly.
AUGACGGGGUCCCGCAGCGAGCUGUCCACGCAUAUCACGGCCUCCUAUUUCGGCCCCGCCUACUCCAACGCGGACGCCGACCUGAACCGCGCCAUCACGAACGUGCUCAUCCACGUGAAGAGAGUCCCGGAGUACGUCAUCCGAGAGGGCAACUUCAUCAUCGACCCAUACUGGCUCCUGGAUUGCAGCGCGGGGCAACUCGCCCACUCCGACGCCAAGUGCCUACGCCUCCAGACCUAUUUCGCAUACCGGGGGAAGCGCCUGCAUGCUGCGACCGUCGCCGACGCCAUCCGAGACGCGAAGACCCUCGAGAAGGACCCGCGGGACACCCCCAAAAAGCACGAGCUGAUCGGGCUGUGGAGCCAGAAGCUCGGCUUCGCCACCCCCGCGAUCAACACGGACGCGAAUCACAAGCUGAUCUUCAACCCCAGAUAUGCCGCCAGGGAGUUCGGGUCGUCGGGCCUCGCCUACAAGACGAUAUGCAACACCUUCUAC